AUGGAAAUGGCUGAAGGUAGGUUUACACCUUCUGCAGACGAAUCAGAACAACUGGAAAAGAUCUGGCAGCUGAACCAGCUAGCAAGAGAUGUGCUUCUGAAAAGUGAUAAUGAAGAGAGAGUGGAGUAUGUGCUAAGACUGAUCUCUUCAACAAGAGAGCUGAGCGGAUCCCUCAGCCAACACCUGGGGAGCAUUACAGAAAGCCUUCAAGACACUUGCCACUUGCUGAGUGUUCUUCAUGACAAACACAAGGAACUGACUGCAAGUCCAGAGUACAAUGACAUUAUAGAUUGUCUGCAAAAAAUGAAGGGUUAUUUGACAAACACAGUCUCACACCUUCAAGAGGCCAAAAAUAAACUUUAUGCUGCUAGCUGCAAACCAGAUGAUUCUCAGAUCCAGACUGCUCAAAAUACUUCUGGAGAAACAAGUGUAUGUUCUGAAGGAGAAGCAAUGGAGUCUGUGCAAGCAUCUUCUAGUCCCAGUCAGCAAUCCCAAAAAACUCCUUCGCCAAACAAGACAGAAAGUCAGAACAUUAAUCAAAUACAGCCAAGUGACACUAAAACUAUGGCAAAAGAAAUAUUUGCAUCAUCAACUGAAAAUGUAUCUGCUCAAGAACAGGACAUUAGCAGAGAACCUCCAAUGAAAAAGGAAGAGGGUGAAUACAGACUGCUAAUGACCUCCACUCCAGAGGAAAAGGAUAAUAAUGGGAAAGAUAAACCUCUCAGAGAUAGCGCUCUUACAGAAAAAUAUUCAGAACUGGCUUGUCAAGAUGCUCUUAAGGGUACUCGAGAAGGCCUUCCAUCUCAGACAUUGACAGAUAUUUACGACAAAAUUGUCACAAGUCCUUGUGAAGAGGAAAAAAAGGCAGUAGUCAUAGAACCACCAAAAGAGGUGGAAAGUGAAGAACACAGACUGUCAGAGCAAAUGGAAGACAGUAAAAUGAAAACAAAUUAUGAGAUUUGUACGAAUGAUCUAAUUACCUUCACAUCUUUAGCACAAACACGUGAUCUUGCUGCUGUGAAUACUUCUACAAAUGAUUCAGAAGUGGAAAAAUCUAGGCACUGGAUGAACAAAGAGUAUGCACAUUCUUCUUUCAGACAUACUCUGAUAUUGCUUAUUAGCAUAUAUAUAAACAUUUGUGGGCCCACAAGCUCAAUAUGCACAUAUCAAACAGCUGCUGGCCUUGCACAUACCACUUUACAAUUUAAGUUUACUGUAUUUCUAGUGGAAGAGAGUGGUAAGAAUGAACGUAAAGUAGUUUGUUUUAUUAAAGCCCCUGCAACUGCUCUGGAGAAUCUGACAUGUAAGAUAGUCAAUGACACUAGUUCCUUGGUGGUUGAUGAUUCCGAGGAGCUGGUCAGCAAUGUUAUCAGUAUCGAAUGCUCUGAUAAUGAGAAAACAAUCCCUUUCCCUAUCAACAUUGCAAUCCCGUUUACUUCAUGCUUCAGAGGAAAUUAUCGGGAGAUUAUGGUGAAGGUGACAGAAGUGAACUUUCAAUCAAAUUACUUAACUCCCAUUUCUUUGGAGGGAUACCAAGGAAACCAUAAGGAAACAUUUGCGGAAGUGAAAGUUUACCAGCUGGGUGUUUUCUCUGUGUUGUCAUGCUUAAAGAGAGAAACUUUUACUGUUCCAAAGGUAGGACUCUCAAAAAAGCUGAGCAUGGAUUCUAGAAUCUCUUUCUAUUAUCCUCCAGAAACAUUCAGUUCUCCAGCAGCCAUGCAGUUAAAGGUUCAGCCAAUUGAACCAUCACUGAUUUCCACACUGAAAGCAAGAAAUGAUAUGUACUACUCAGUGGUAUCCACCAGUGCACUGGUUUAUGUCCAGCAUCCUUCAGCUCAACCGUUUAAUAACUCAGUCACUAUUACUCUACCCUGUCCUCCAAACCCAGAAAAAAAAAGGCAAGGAGAUGAGACAGAACAAGUGAGAGCCAUCAGUGCUACAGUAAAGAGGGUUGCUGCAGCAUACCAUCCUCGGGCUACAAGUGCUUCUGUGAGAAAGAAUGGAGAGAAUCUCAGCGAUUCUUUGAAAUUAUUAGGUCAUAGAAACAAAGAACGGGAAUGGAUGGUGUUUGAUGAUAUUAAUAUCCAGAAUGCACGGAAUGGGCUUGUAUCAUUUGAACUAAAUGAACAUUUAGAAAGCUUUGUGGUCAUUCGGCUUUCAUUCCUCUUGGAAACUACGUAUCUUCUCCUUUUCGCUCAGGCUCUAGAAGAAGCUGUUUGUAGCACAAUGUCUAAUGUGAUAUUGUAUCGGAAAAGAGAAAACCCAAAUCAAACAGUAGUCUUACUAUGUGCAUCCAAAGAAUUGUCGUGGGAGCUACAAAAUCUCCAUGAGGAGGGCUACUUUGGUCCCCCAGAACCUACGCAACAGUUUCCAUUAAGAGAAGGAGAGCAGAUUCAUUUUCAAUUUACAGGCAAUAUAUUUGCUUCAGAAAAUGGAAAAGAUUUUGGAAAAUCCUACAGGCUGACUUUUCAUUCACAAAGAAAGCCCAAGCUAGAGCUCCAAAUUAAAGAAGUGGAUGAGUUUGGUAACCACAGCUCACCUCACUACAAAGGAACGGCUGUUUUUUAUAAAAUUACCAGAGAGAUGAUAACCAAGGAAUGGAAACAGCCCUUGCCACGUGCUGAUUACCAACACCAGUCACCACUGUGCAAAUUAGCACUAACAUUACCAAAGCAUGAAAAGUUGGUCAACCGUCCACGAAGCACAAAAAGAAUUUCUUCUGAUUCAUCAGAGGCCCUAUGGGACAGCUUGCUCUUUUGGCUUGCAGAAGAGCUUGCAGAAGAUAAUACACCACUGCUUGCUUUACGCCUCCCUGUUCGGCGGAGCGUACUUCAGCUUGUUAGGCUGAAAUGCCCCGAUAAUUUAACACACCAGAUCUAUGAGCUUCUUUGCUGCUGGCAAAAGACCCUUCCGAGGUCGGCUGAUAAACAGCAGCUCCUGUCUCGCUAUUUGCAGAAGAGCGGCAGAAAGGAUCUUUCAGAAGAACUUUGUUGUAAGUGGCAAAAUAAAGUGUUCACUUGACAGAGUCACUGGCAACUAACAGCCCAAUUUCUCUUCUUUCUUGUUGAGAAGAGUGAAUGUUUUCAGGAUGUGUAUCAUCUGAUGAAGCGACAGACCACUGUUUUAUUUGUCACUUUGCAAACUCUUUUCUAAAACAAAGAAUGAUAACAAUACCCUUGCUUGCUAAAAGUGAACAUUUACCCUGUGGAAAAGCGACAUACUGAAAAUACAGGUAUGAGGAAUUAUGGACUGGUGUGCACACAUGUCUAAGGGCUCUAAUUAGACAUACCAUACUCAGUUGACAGAGGAUCGUGUUUGUAAAUGCUCCUAAAAACUAGGAAUUAUUCAUUAUACUUUAUCAAAAGUCUUAUGCAUCAUUCCAUGAUAUAUGGACUACUGUAUGUCCAAUAAUAAUAGCUAUCAGAUUCUUCAGAGGAAAGCAUAAUGGAUCAUUAAAAUAAUAGAAAAAAUUUCUUCUUAAUGUAAGGCUGUUUGUAACUAUUCCUGACUUUUAUGUUCUCCGUGAAUGUUUAUUAUCCCUGUGAAUGUCAUCAAAACUUUCAGCAUUACCACGUUUCAAUAUCUAAUCUGUUUCAAGAAAUUAACGGAUUUGCUGCCUCACUAUUAUCUAUCACGGUAAUGUUUCAGGUUUUGUUUUUGUCUUUGUUUUUCACGCUACAAUCAAAUUUGGGAGAAGUAUUUCUUCUUAUAAAUUAAAAAAAAAAAAUUGCCUUGUAAUUUUAUUAAUUAUAUUGACCUCUUGUAUUGAAAGUGUAGAUAAUAAAACAUACGUAUUUGUACCAUUCUUUAGCCAUG
Messenger RNA from Cygnus olor (mute swan), 3816 nucleotides. RefSeq names its product death domain containing 1 (gene DTHD1). The record is from RefSeq and is a predicted model, not a curated record. Gene Ontology annotation, molecular function: protein binding. Lineage: Eukaryota; Metazoa; Chordata; Aves; Anseriformes; Anatidae. Bases 1 to 3021 code for a protein of 1006 amino acids. The transcript is spliced from 10 exons. Gene Ontology annotation, biological process: signal transduction.